Molecule: messenger RNA, 2568 nt
Organism: Physcomitrium patens
Lineage: Eukaryota; Viridiplantae; Streptophyta; Bryopsida; Funariales; Funariaceae
Product: glycerol-3-phosphate 2-O-acyltransferase 6
Biological process (GO): cutin biosynthetic process
Cellular component (GO): membrane
Molecular function (GO): glycerol-3-phosphate 2-O-acyltransferase activity; phosphatase activity
Source: RefSeq, a predicted model, not a curated record
AAAAGCAAUAUAUGUUUUGUUGUUGUACAUCACAUGUGUGAAUAUCUACAUACUUUUCUACAUAUUCAUGUCCAGAGAUAGAUAUCUAGACAGGAAUAUGUAAACAUUUCUCCAGUGGGUCUGUAAUACUCCCUUCAUCAUCUCUGAUCCAUCGCCAGUGCUUCGCCACAUCCCCUCAUGCAAUCUAUCCCGGGGCCUAAAGUGGCAACAACCGAGUCCCUCCCAGUCGCCGGAUCCCUGACCACGUAAUGGGACCAGCCGCCGAAGAAGGAGAAGCAGGAGAAGAAGAAGCAAAAAAAUAGACGGAGUCAUCAAAUUUUUUCUAACCGGGUGGUGAUGGACGGCCUAAGUGUUUCUAAGUGAAUGAGUCGCGCUCGUCUCUCGUUCCUGGGACAAAUCUGAUCGGGUUGUCGCUAACGGUAUAUAAGGAAGAUAGGGUAGAGGGGCCGUCCAGAACAGCGAUCGAAACAUAUUUGUUUCACGAAGAGGUUGUCUUAGCGAUUAGAUUCAAACCUGCUGGUUCCUGGUUGAGUCUCGACUGAUGCUCAAAUGUGGUUACUACAGCUUCAGGGACGGUCUGUAGAUCAUUGCAUUGGUCAUGCUCAUUGUUUGGUUGUUUGACGGUAAACUACAGCCCGAACCGAUUGCCGCUGCAUCACGUUGGAGUUCCCAGGUUUAGGUGAUAAUUUGUCAACAUACAGCGGAGUAGGCGUAAUAACCAAGACGUUCUAGAGUUCGUGGAAUUACUUUUGUGGAAGUUGGAUUGUUUUAGUUUCGGAGUUGAAGAGGGGGUGGGGGGUGGGGUGGGGGAGGGGGAGGGGGGAGAGGAAGGAGGUGACAUGGAGGUGACGAAGUUGAAAGAGGCCGGGAACUACAGCUUCGCGGAGGUGAAAUCGUGCAGCUCAGGGAAUGAUCGCAGGAGCCAGACCGUGGUGGCGGACUUGGACGGCACCCUCAUUCGGGGGCGGUCCGCUUUCCCGUAUUUCUUCCUGGUGGCGUUCGAGGCCGGGAGUUACUUCAGGGCGCUGCUGCUGUCGCUCAUGGCGCCGCUCAUUGGGUUUCUCUACUACUUUGUGGACGAGGCGUCCGGGAUUCACCUCAUGAUCUUUCUCUCAUUCGCGGGGCUGAAGAUUAAGGACAUUGAGGGUGUGGCGCGCGCUGUGCUUACCAAGUUCUACGCCGAUGACCUUCACCCUGAGACUUGGCGGGUGUUCUCGAGCUUUGGCAAGCGUGUGGUGCUGACGGCAAACCCGCGCGUGAUGGUGGAGCCGUUUCUGAAGGAGGUCCUCGGCGCGGACGAGGUUAUGGGGACGGAGAUUGAGGUGAACAAAAAGGGCCGCGCUACAGGCAGGCUUCUGAAGCCGGGUGUUCUGGUUGGGACACACAAGGAGGAAGCUCUAAAGCGGUGUAACAUUGGAGGUGAGCGCCCGCACGUCGGGCUAGGCGACCGCGUUACGGAUUUCCCUUUCAUGGCGUACUGCAAGGAAGGCUAUGUAGUACCCAAAACGAAAGUGCCAGCCGUUAAGAAGCAAGACAUGCCGAAGCAGCUAAUCUUUCAUGACGGUCGGCUUGUGCAACUCCCAACGCCCCGUAAUGCUUUCAAAGUGCUGGCAUGGAUGCCUAUCGGCCUGCUUUUGUCCAUCGUCCGCGUCACGAUGGGUGUAUGGGUCCCCAUACGCUUGAUGCCACUGUGUUACAAACUCACAGGCAUCAACCUCGUUGUUAAGGGAAACAUCCCUGAGAAGCCCAAGAAUGGAGAACCCGGGAGACUCUUCGUCUGCAACCACCGGACUCUUCUGGACCCCGUCAUCAUCGCUCUGGCGCUUGGGCGCCCCGUCCCUGCCGUGACUUACUCCAUAUCCAAAGUCUCAGAGUUCCUGUCCCCCAUGCCAACAAUCGGCCUGUGCCGAGAUAGGGAGAAAGACUCGGCCAAUAUGAGAAGGGUGCUGAAAGAGGGUGAGCUCACUCUUUGUCCUGAGGGCACUACUUGCAGGGAGCCUUUCUUGCUUCGAUUCUCAGCUCUCUUCGCCGAGUUGAGUGACAGGAUUGUUCCUGUGGCCGUAAAAAUUAACAUGAAUAUGUUUCACGGCACAACUGCUCGCGGUAACAAAGCCAUGGACCCCUUCUUUGCUUACAUGAACCCUCGGCCGACCAUCGAACUCAAAUUCCUAGACGAGAUUCCAAAGAACAUGACAUGUGGUAGCGGAAAAUCGUCCAUUGAAGUGGCGAACUACAUACAACAUCUCCUUGCCGGAGAACUCGGAUAUGAUUGCACAGAUUUCACUCGCAAGGAUAAGUACCGGUUGCUCGCAGGAAACGAUGGCAUUGUACCUGUUAAGGAGAAAACGAGGUAAUGAAUCGACCUGCAAGCACAUUACCACAGAACAAGACAUUGAAAGUGCUUACGAUUCAGUAUCACUAGAUGGAGGGGUUAACCCCGACUCAGUACUAUAAGUGUAGAAUUCAGUGCCAAAGGCAAUAAACUGUGAUUGAUUGUUACAUAAACUCGAUGCAAUGCAGCUCAUCAGUGCGAGGAUGUAUUCAAGUAAAAAAUUUGGUUUGUUCUAA